This is a messenger RNA of Trematosphaeria pertusa, 470 nucleotides long. RefSeq lists its product as uncharacterized. The transcript has 2 exons. The coding region runs from base 122 to 373 and encodes 83 amino acids. Lineage: Eukaryota; Fungi; Ascomycota; Dothideomycetes; Pleosporales; Trematosphaeriaceae. The record is from RefSeq and is a predicted model, not a curated record.
CUGCUAGAGCGUCGCUUCGUCUUCCCGCAUUCGUCGCCAGGAGGCCGCUGUUGUCUGAGUUAGGCGAAGAGCAGGACUCACCGCGUAGGAGACAGACACUCAAAGACCCCCUGAUCCCCGGAUGAAUCGACUUUCCGAGCACUUCGAUCGCCUGUCUUUGCGGAGACUCCUUUUGUCAACUUCGCUGGUCACAAGGCCCACCAAAACCCCUUCCAAAACAGCCGUCUGCCUCUUCUCGAUCAGCCUCUUUGUGCACACCCGUUGCGACAAUUACAUGUACCAAGAUCGUAUUGCCUAUUCUGCCAUCGAAACAUCCCGCCCUCCUCGCGCCGGUUCCUUGCAUGUCCCGUCUCGAGCCCGUCUGCCGUUGUAACAGCACGGGUCCAGGCUUUGCGCUCCACCCCAGCGUUUACCGAACACCGUCAAGCUGGCCUGCACCGUAGAGCUCAGCUAUCAGUGCAGCCUGAUAG